This is a messenger RNA of Paramecium primaurelia, 538 nucleotides long. The record is from the annotation of a GenBank genome assembly. NCBI's taxonomy places the organism in Eukaryota, Ciliophora, Oligohymenophorea, Peniculida, Parameciidae.
AUGUAGUCUAGAAGUCUGAUAUUUAUGACAUAGAAAAUUUCAUAACUAGAUUUGAUUCUUUUGUCUAAACUGCAUACACUAAAGCAACAGUUGCUGCUAAUUGAUCAGAAGUUUAAGUUAUACUGAUAGCCAUAUAGUGGUUUAUUUUUUAAGAGGAAAACAUUUACAAACUCAUCAAGAAUGCUUCAAAAGUCUUGAAAUCAUACAACUUAAUUUUAGAUGGAAUCCUAAAAUUAUUGAAAAGUUGUUGGUUCUAUAUCAGAAUAGAUUCAUUUAAAUGUUUAUUCAUCUUAAGAACUACAGCUUCUCUAUCUAAAGUGAUAUUUUUUCCAUAUAAGAAAAUAUAAGAAAUGAUUAGAAAUUCAUAAACUGUGAUACUUAAAAGUAAUUUGUUGAUAUUUGCGAUGAAUUAAGAUAAUAGAUUGAAAUAGAGAUGAAUGAUUUAAUUUAGAGUUAAUUGGAACUUUACCUUUUCCUAACAAAAACUUCUUUUUAGAUAUCCCCAAACGAUGGUAAAGAAAGGGAUGAUAUUUUAUGA